Punica granatum (pomegranate) is the source of this 1355-nucleotide messenger RNA. The record is from RefSeq and is a predicted model, not a curated record. NCBI's taxonomy places the organism in Eukaryota, Viridiplantae, Streptophyta, Magnoliopsida, Myrtales, Lythraceae.
ACUGCUUGAAUGUUGCAGAAGCUCUGGUCCACGUCACAAUCCUCAUCCUCCCAUGGCCUCAAUAUCGCAAACUGAGAAGGAGUUGGCACUAACCAGGCGAGAUGACGCCUUCUCUGAUCGUCCAUUAUACUCGAGUAGAAUGGCAUUUUCUCUGAUGGGUCCUACUCUGGACAGGUGGUCCUGUCAGAUGAUGGCUAAUUAUGAAGCUGGAGUUCGGGCUCGAGCAUAUCAAGCUUGGUUUCGCAGAGGCGAAAUUGGAGCUCUGAUCUUUUAUGUCACAAUGGUGCUUGGCACAUUCAUUUUGAUAUUUCAUUUGCUGAAUUUCAACUACAUUGCGGGAAUCCCAUUCGGUAGGGAGGAGGGCGUGGAGGGCACUGUUUCAUUGCCAAAUGAUCUCAGUUUCAUCAGACUCCGAGCAUUGAAUAGAGUAGGUGGAUUAGGGCAGAGACGGGAGACGUGGGUGGAGGCGCUUUCCUGGGAGCCAAGAGCUUUUCUCUAUCACAAUUUCUUGUCGAAAGAAGAAUGCGAGUAUCUGAGAAGACUCCCAGAUUAUGAAAAGAGUGAUGUUAACUUACCUCCAAGUGGGGGAUACGACAGCAACUUUGUAGGCGGACUCUUAGGCUGGCGCUGGAUUUGGACAGGGUUUCUGGAAAGAGGAAAGUACAAAGUGAUCAAGGACAUCGAGAAAAGGAUAGCAGAUUUUACUUUUAUCCCCCCAGAGCAUGGAGAGGGACUACAACUUAUUAUGUAUGAACUUAUGGCUUCAUAUUAUCCUCAUUUUGAUUACUUCACCGAUGAGUCCAACACUACGAAUGGUGGGCAAAGGAUCGCUACUAUGAUCAUGUAUCUAUCAGAUGCGGGCGGGGAGACAAUUUUUCCAGCCGCUAAAGGGAAUUUCAAGUCCAUUCCCGAGGGAGGCCUAUUUCCUUAUUGUAGGCGACAGGGUUUGGCUGUGAUACCGAAACAGGGAGAUGCCCUGUUUUUUUGGAACGUCCGGCCUGAUGGUACACCCGAUCCUUCGAGUCUCCACGGUGCUUGCCCUAACAACGGCCAAGACAAGUGGGUAUCUGUGAAGCGGUUGCGGGCUCAUGAGCACAAGGUCUAAGUAUCAUGAUUUCGCACCAAAGUCUCUCUAUCACUUUAUGGAAAACCGGAUAGAAUAGAAGAUUGUCUUGUUCGGAAAAUAAUCUCUCGGUCUAAGCAAAUGUUGUAUUGAAGUUUGGAUCUCUUGGUCAAAGGAGGUCCUAAAAUAUUAGGUUCAAUAUUUAGUUGGACUAUCCGCACUACUUUAUUAAUUAUUUAAGAUAUCACUUUCAUUGUAUUAGGUCUUGACCUCCUUUUUAACAAAAAAUAAA